This is a messenger RNA of Pediculus humanus corporis (human body louse), 906 nucleotides long. RefSeq lists its product as uncharacterized. Lineage: Eukaryota; Metazoa; Arthropoda; Insecta; Psocodea; Pediculidae. The coding region runs from base 1 to 906 and encodes 301 amino acids. The record is from RefSeq and is a predicted model, not a curated record. The transcript has 4 exons.
AUGUUGCGAAGUCAUUUAGAUUUAAUAGGCCGAAACGAGCCGAUACAAAGGAAAGCAAAAUUCUGGCAAUCAUACGUAAGAGCACUCAAAGGUACCGACGACAUGAGAGCACCAGAAUCGUCGAGACGACCCUACGGUAUUUUCCGGCCUCUAUUGACUUCCGAAUUUCCCGACUAUGCUUGGCCACAUUCAAAAUCAAUUUACGACGAUCCAAUUCAUGCUCACGACAGAGUCACAUCACCCGGAUACCGUUACGAUCCCGUAUCACGGGAAACUUACGGAAUGUCACCCAGGAACAUUUAUCCCCAUCACUAUCCCACUAGGUACCGACCAGGUCGAUACUACAACCCCUACACCAACUACCACGGCUACGAUCCCAUGUACUUGGGAGAAAAAGAACCGGAAGAUAAAGAGCCUUAUUUGGAUUCGUUUACAAAAGAACAUCCUCAUUACUACCAUCCUCACCAUUCGACACCGAUAUAUACCGCGAGUAAACCGUGGAAUUACACUCCUCUUCCUUUGCAUCAUAGCAAUCCGUUGCCAAAGAGAGAUUACACGCCGAAAUUGGUCACGCCAAGUGAUAAAUUAGGUUACGAUUUUCAAGGACAGCCCAUAUAUACGCGUGGAGGACUAACUAGGCGACCGUUAAGCGAAUUAUUGGAACCGAAUACGAGUUUAUACUGGCCGAGCGUUGUUAGGGAUCCCUGGUGGUGGGAUUAUCCCGAAUUGAAACCUUAUCAAUCGUCGUACAGGCCCUUAUAUUCAACUCCGUUACCUUAUCACCUUCGCGAUAGUUAUUUAUCACCGGUGAAACGACAAUAUCUUUGGACAAAACAUCCGAUACGUCCAUUUUGUAAGUUUUUCUUCUUUCCCCUUUUUCUUCAUUUUUUUUACUACGAAUACUAA